Messenger RNA from Entamoeba dispar SAW760, 909 nucleotides. RefSeq lists its product as uncharacterized. Bases 1 to 909 code for a protein of 302 amino acids. Lineage: Eukaryota; Evosea; Mastigamoebida; Endamoebidae. The transcript has a single exon. The record is from RefSeq and is a predicted model, not a curated record.
AUGGAUAUAAUUUCAACCACUGAUUUAUUCAACAUUAUUCAAUACCUAAAUAAUGAUGAUAUUAUUUCAUUCUCAAUGUCUUGUAAAUCAAUUAGAAGUGAAAUAAUAUCUCAGUCAUUGAAUUUAGUUAAAACAAGAUUUAAGAAAGAAAUAAAACAAAUAGAAACAAUAAUCAAAUUACUUCCAAAUAAUUUCCAUUUUGAUUUCUUUGUUUUUAUGACUUACAAAUACAAAAUGAUGGACAGUCAAUUUGUUCAACUUCUUCAAACAAAUUACAGUCAAUUCAAAUACUUCAUUCCACUAUUUACACAAAAUGAACUAUUUCAUAAGACCAUCAGACAAUUUUAUAUUGAAGUGACAAAUAAAGAAGAAGUAAAUAACACAAGAAAUACAUUUAUUGACUAUGUUUAUUCACAUGCAAUUCAUUAUCGUGACAUCAAUCUGGUUUUUUUUCUUCUUUCACACACUAGUUUGAUUGAUUCAGAAUCAUUAAAUAGGACUAUUCAUUUGAUAAAGAAUAUUGGGAUGAACAUAAUUUUUCAUUACAUGAAAUACCAUAAAGUAACAAGUGAAUCACAAGUCAUUAUCAUCAGAGUAUUCCCAUAUAUUGUUUCAGAACCAAUACCUAAAUUGUAUGUGAGUGAACUGAUUCAAUUAUUAAAAUCAAAGAAAAUAAUAGUCAGGCAGGAAACUGAAUGUUGCAUCAAAUUACUCAUUCAAAAACAUAUAAUUGACACGCAAUCUAUUCCACCAUUAUUUAGAAGAAUAGUUAUUAAUAAGGAUACUCAACCUCUUCAAAAGAGAGUUGAAAGAAAAUUAGAAACACAGAAGAAAGUAAUGCAAAUUAAACAACCAGUGAGUGAACUAAGAAAUACACUUCAUGAUUUAUUAAAAACUAUUGAUAAUUGA